Molecule: messenger RNA, 2135 nt
Organism: Osmia bicornis bicornis
Lineage: Eukaryota; Metazoa; Arthropoda; Insecta; Hymenoptera; Megachilidae
Product: calcyclin-binding protein
Exons: 2
Coding region: 320-991 (223 amino acids)
Biological process (GO): heart development
Cellular component (GO): nucleus
Molecular function (GO): S100 protein binding; tubulin binding; ubiquitin protein ligase binding
Source: RefSeq, a predicted model, not a curated record
AAUACAUCCCGAAUUAUCAGUUAAAAGGGAAAUUGGUGAAAUAAAAUGAAUACAAUGUAAUACAAUAUAUAUUUUACAGAAAAGCAUUGAAUCUUCCAGAAAUUUCUACUACUUAGUUGUGCGACCGCCCAGUUUGCCGCUAUAAACGUGUACGGUCAUUAAUUGAUCAUCGAAAAGAGGGAGUGAAUUGUUGCAAGUAGUGUGAAAAAUCUUAAUACUUUUAUAAUAUCGAUAUAAUUGUUAAAAGAGUUACUGACCACUGGUUUUUCUCUACAUUCAUUUUCAUAAAUUAUAUUUGUGAUUCAAUAUAAACAGGGCAAUGUCUACGAAAGCUGACGAGUUAAAACUGGAUAUCGAGGAAUUUAAUGAAUUACUUAGACAUGCAGGCAGACAAAGAAGCAAAGAUGUACUCAGUCUUGAAAUCAGAAGAUUACAAACAGAAUUAGCAAAAUUGAUUGAAGAAAAUACAUCAUCAUCUAUAAAACCAACCCAUUCUGUAUCAAAUCCUCAAAAAUGUUAUGAAGUUAAGCUUAAUAACUAUGGUUGGGAUCAAACAGAUACAACAAUGAAAUUGUAUGUUACAUUACCAAAUGUACAGCAAUUGCCUAUGGAAGCUGUAACUUGUAAUUUCACUGAGAAAUCUUUGGAUCUCCGUGUUCUUGGAUUGGACAAUAAAAAUUAUAGUUUAACAAUUAACAAUUUGUGCGAAGAAAUUGAUGUAAAUCAAAGUUUUGUUAAAAUAAGAACUGAUUUGGUUAUUGUGUCUCUUGCCAAAAAAAUUGAAAAGAAUUGGUCACAUGUAACAGGAGUAGAAAAAAGGAUUAAGGAAUUAAAAGCAGCUGCAGUUUCAGAUAUGAGUGAUGACAGUGAUAUGGGUGCCUGUUUAAUGAAUUUAAUGAAGAAAAUGUAUCAAGAAGGAGAUGAUGAAAUGAAAAAGACAAUAGCCAAAGAAUGGACAGAAAAAGCAGCUGGACUACCUAACAUUUUUUAAUUUUAUCUUUACAUAUACCUCAAGUUCAUUAAUAUUCUAAAUUAUUAAUGUACAAAGUAAGUUUAGGUAUAGAAACAAAAUAUAUCGUUUGUAUAUGUUUCUAUCAAAUAACUAUUAAUUUUAUAAAGAGGCCUACUACAUUUUUCCAAAAGUAAUAUAUUUUUGGUUAAAUAAAGUAUAUUAUGUUAAUUGUGUAAAACUUGGAUAUUUUAUUAUUUGCUGCCAUAAUUUAUUCAUGUUACUAUUGUAUUUAACAAUGGUAAAAUAGGAUAUAUUUUUUAAUUCUGUGUUGAGAUAAUAUCAGUUGCUUUUUAAACAUAUAUCAUUAAAAUUUUUAAUAUUACAACUUUUUAUUCAUACUGAGUAACAUGAUUCUGUAAAUUACAGUACAAGAUACGAAAAAAUAAUUAUAAAAAUGGCACUUCAAAAUAAAUUAGUUUGCAUUAAAAAUAUGUAAUUUCUGAUUUCAAAUAUUUACAAAUGCAAAUAUUAUCUAGGCUGUAAAUUACAUAUUUUUCAAUUACGUUCGUUAUCUUAGUAACCCUUGUUUUAAAAUAUCAUUGUUAAGUUUACACUUCUACAUAUUUAUGUUCCUAAUAAUGAGAUCAUAGUGUAAUCUCACACAUAGUUUUCUUAUUCAACAUUUUUAAUUUAAAAUCACAAAAAAAUGGAGUAUAAUUUAAUGCAUUCUAUCUAUUACUAUUACUAUUAUCCUAAUUUAGCAGUUUAUUAACCAUGGAAAUAGUAUAAUUCUUAGAGAAAAUUAUAUAUGCCAAAGGAAUACAAUACAAUAUUAGACAUUACUUCACUAAUUAAUAUUUAAUUAUAAAUACGAAUUUUAUAGUAGUUUAUGAAUUUUUCCAAAUAAGAACAUUAAAGUCAUGUUCAUAAGUUUGGUUGAAUGAAUCAUUUAUGUAGAUAUAAUUUCACUAGGCUUAAAAUGUUUUAAAUUAUCAAUAAUACUUACAUUUUACUACAAGUGUAGGAAUGUAAAUAAAUGGAAAUAUUACAGAAAGAUAUAUACAUACAUAGUAGCAUUGCUUGUCUAUAACUUACCGCCUUUGUAUACCAAAAUGUAUGAAUGAAUGGAAGCAUGUAAUACAUUUGUAAUAGUACUGUCCGAAAUAAAAUGUGCUUCAUAUAA